Messenger RNA from Dentiscutata erythropus, 132 nucleotides. Lineage: Eukaryota; Fungi; Glomeromycota; Glomeromycetes; Diversisporales; Gigasporaceae. The record is from the annotation of a GenBank genome assembly.
AUGACUUCUCAACAUAAAGAACUUACUGAAUUUCAACAUAGUGAAAUAAUGGUACUUGGAAAUCUUCCCAUAGUGUCACUUUUUCACACUGUUACUUCCAGUAGUCUUUUAAGUACUCUUUGCGGAACCUAA